GCAAGCGGAGCGCAACUGCUUCCAGGUCACCGUGACGGGGUCGUGACAGCGGCAGGAGGCUGGGCACCCGGCGGGGCGGUGCCCCGGGGGACCGGGAGACGGACCGGGAGACCACGGCGGGCACCGCGGGCAGGGAGCGCGGCUCUUACCGGGCCGGAUCUACAAGCGGUCUCCGUCUCCAUCCCUUAAGGGGCCCUCCCUGCGAGAAACAUCACCGGCAGGCGAGGACGUGGGACAGACAUGGAGCUGGCCGCGUGCGAGCGCCUCUCUCAGCUGCUGGAGGAGCUCACCACGGCCGGAGGAGAGCGCCUCGAUCCAGCUGGGAUGAAGGAGCUCAAGAAGAUCUGCAAGCAGUCGGAUGCGUACGUCCAGCACGCCUACCAGCUGCUGCUCACGCAGCUGAGGCAGGAGCACUCGGAGGUGCGUCUGGCGGCGCUGCUCGUGGCAGACGAGCUCUUCUCGCGUUCGCACGCCUUCCGCCUGGCGCUGCUCUCCGACUUGCAACUGGUGCUCGAGCUCACGGCCGAGACGGACCCCGAGCGGCCGCUGCCGCCGCCGUCGGCCGCGGCGCACCGCCUGCGCGGCCUGGCGCUGCGCACGGUGCAUGCCUGGCACGAGCGCUACGGGCAGGACUACCGCAAGCUGGCGCUGGGAUACCACUUCCUGAAGCACGCCCGGAAGGUCGACUUCCAGGACGUGCAGGCACGCUCGCUGGCCCAGAGGCAGAGGGAGGCCGAGCAGCAGAGGCGGCAGGAGACCCUGAACAAGGAGAAGGCGCGCAAGGCGGCUGCCGAGAUGGAGGAGACGGUCGGCGAGCUGCAGGACUGCCUCACGCAGGCCGAGUCCUGUUUCCGGCUGCUGCUACCCUCCCUGGGGGAGUUUGACGUCUUUCCCAGCGACGCCGGCUCGGCGGGGCGCGGUGGAUCCCCAGCUGCCCUCAACAACGGAGAUAAUCUCCAAUGGAACCCGAGCCUUGGCGGUGCCAGCGCGGCAGCCCGUGACGAAGAGGGCUCCUCGGCCACUCCACGGAGUCAACAGCAACCAGGCUGCAGCACGGACGAUGCUUCCGCUCCUCCUCCCUCGUGUGGCUGGGGCUCUGGGGUCAUGGUCACCCAGGGAGUGAGUGAUCCAGACGAGGACGAUGAGGAUGAGGACGACGACGACGAUGAUGAUGAAGACAGCGGUGAGGGAGGAGAGGCCGCAGGAGGAGGUUCGGGCAAGGAGGAGCAGGGGCCAACGUUCAUGAGGGACCACGGUCUGAUCUCCCACAGCUACAGCCUCACGCUCGAGAUCCCUCCAGUGGUGGUCGUGCAGGAAGAUGAGGACAACAGUGCGGUGCUCACGACUCUGCGCGACCAGCUCGGCCUCAUCCAGACGCGGCACCUGCCCCGCGUGCAGGCCUGGCUGCAGGCCUUCACCCGGGCCGGCGUGAACGACGCUUCCCUCAAGCGGGCUAUAGACAUCAAGAUGGCACUGGAGGCCACCGUGAAGAAACACGAGGAGAUGAACAUCCAUUACCGAGCGAGCCGGGCACAGCAUUCGCCGGUAGAGGAGUCUGACUCAGAGUUUGAGGAGGUUCCGGAGAAGGACGGCUAUGAACCACACAUCCCAGAGCAUCGGCGCGCAGAGUAUGGCCUGGAGCCCGAGUCUCUCCAGGAACCAAGGCCCGGGCCGUCCCGUGGGCUGGCGCCGGGGGGCCCCGGUACCAGCAGAGCAGCUGCCCUCCGCACGUGCCGCGCUCCGCUACCUGACGGGCGGCUGUGCGAGCGGGCUGACCGACAUAAGUGUCCGUUCCACGGGAAGAUCGUUCCGCGCGACGAGAAGGGCGUCCCGGCAAGUGCUGAGGACGCGGCGCGGCUGGAGCGGGAACGGAGGCAGCGGGAAGAGGCCGAGCGGCCAGGGUGGAGGGACGCGGAGCUGAUGAGAGACAUCGAGGCGGCCACGGGGCUGGACCUGGGCUCGUCGCGACCUGAGAGGGGCAAGGGCAGGGGAAAGGGAAAGCGCAAGAAAUAUCCCAACCUGACGGACGUGAAGCAGCUCAACAACACGGCGCGCAGUCGCCUGGAGAGGAAGGUGUUCAACAGAGCCUCGGUGAAGCGAGUCUCAGCUGCGAUGUCGAAGCUGGACCGGGGAAAGCACGAGAGGUUCACCAACCAGUUCACCUACGCACUCACCUGAGUGGCGGUGAAUGAGGUGGGGGGGAGGGGGGUGGUGGUGUUGUCUGGCUGGGUGGAGGCUGCCCCCCCCCCAUUACUCCGCAUGUCUCCGGGUGCGGGUGCUGAGCACGUGGCUCCUUCAGCUGCGACCAUCAUAAUCCCCACCACCACCAAAGACAAAGAUCUCCAUAUAGCCUUAAAAGACUGUUGGGGCAAGUGCUGUUAGCGGGCACCUAUGAAGGCCGGCACGGCACACGAGGGGGUGGAUGG
Molecule: messenger RNA, 2426 nt
Organism: Petromyzon marinus (sea lamprey)
Lineage: Eukaryota; Metazoa; Chordata; Hyperoartia; Petromyzontiformes; Petromyzontidae
Gene: UVSSA
Product: UV stimulated scaffold protein A
Biological process (GO): transcription-coupled nucleotide-excision repair; response to UV
Cellular component (GO): chromosome
Molecular function (GO): RNA polymerase II complex binding
Source: RefSeq, a predicted model, not a curated record